AAGAUGUGACUUUUAUUUUGACAGUAAUCUUACCUAUAUCCACCCGGAUGUUAAAACGAAUUAAUUUGCUUAUUACUCUUUCUGGUGUAAACAUGCAAUAGAGAAGAAGCACGUGUUUUUAAAUCAUAUUAAUAAAAAAUAAAUACAUAAAUAAAUAAACAAACGCAACAAUGGUCCGCGGUUGUGCUUUUCCCAACUGCACCAACAAGAUGACUAAAAGAAGUGGACUCAGUUUUCACCGUUUUCCUUUCCACACUCCGAAAACCCUGCACUUGUGGUUGCUCGCCCUGAGGAUGGAUGUAAACACACCGCUUUAUAAACUCCGCACUGCUGAUUUCAGAGUGUGUGGCGCUCAUUUCACGGAUGAUGACUUUUUCACAGAAACCGCACGCAAAACCACACGCAAACUCAGAUGUCUCAAGAGAUCAGCUGUGCCUCAUUCGGACCUGGGGCAUAUGUGGGGCAUCAGUGCACCUGAGGAUUGUAACCUAAAAGAUGAGCCACAUCCAGUUAUUAUAGGACGGUAUGAGAUUGUUACAGCGCCUCAAACUGAUCACAAAGCUGUCAAGAGCUUUCAGCCUUCUUAUCAAGGAACUGUCAUUUUUAAAAGCACUGAGCUGCUGGUAAGCACGCAAUGUUUGCUGGAGCUCUUCCAGUUCUGUUGGCUUUGUCAUAAAGAGUCCUGUAUUACCAUUGAGGGCAAUAAGAAGCUGUUUUCAGUCACCCAGGAUUGCCAGAACUGUGGCCACCAAAGACAAUGGAGGAAUCACCCACCUUUAGCCGAACCUACAGAAACAUUUCAUAAUGACCCCAAAGACCACGUAGAGACAUUUGAUGAAAGACAAGAGGACAGUGAUGAUGCGGCUUCAUAUGUAGAGGUGGAACACACAUUGGAGCCUGGGGAUGAGGAUAGUGAGGAGGUUGUGGUCCAGAUUGGGUCAUCAGAUCAUGAGGGCAGUGAAGAAAGCUAUGAGCAGAUGUUUAUUGAAACAGAUGGGUCAUAUUUUUCAAGUACUGAAGAGGAAACAAGCUUGCAGGAAGAGAAGAUGAAGAAGAAAAAAGAUUCUAAAAGACUUGACAGUUCAGAUGAGUGGCAGCCAGAUUUGAGUGAAGAAGCCACAGACUCCGAUGUGUCCAUGGAUGAAGACAUGUUCACAGCUUUAAAGGAGGACGGUCAGGGUAAACUUGUGGUGUGGUGUACACAAUGUGAGACCGAGGCCUCGCUCUCUUGUUCUGUCCUUCGACACAAGAAAGUCUUCUGCUGUGCUCAGUGUGAUGCUGGGGAUGAUACUGAGAUGCUCAGCUUAGAAAAACUAUCUGUUCAUUUUGAUGACUUUUCCAGUUUUCAGAGACAUGCUGAACAGGAACAUGGGGUCAAGAAAUUAUAUAAGUUGUGCCAGGAAUGUGGCAAGUUUGUUAUAGCGGACCCUCAAACAAAAGAACAUAAAUGUGAACAAAAGAUCAAAUUUGUUGUAUGUCAAGAGUGUGGAAAAAGAUUCCUCACUGAGGUCGGCUUAAAGAGGCAUUGCACUAAACUCCACGAAGAUGCAGAUCAUCCUUGUAAAUACUGCUUGAAGAUGUUUAAAAACAGGCCAGCGAAACUGCAACAUGAGCAAACUCAUCCUAAGGAUAAACAGCCAUACAGCUGUCCAGACUGUCCAGAGAAAUUUGACAAUCUUUACAAACGCAACAGCCAUGUCAGAUCCCACCGAGGUCCAUAUAAGUAUUUGUGUGAUAUAUGCGAAAAGCGCUUUAAAGACCUCCACAGGCUUAGGAGACAUAAACUCAUCCACUCUGGAGAAAAGCCUUAUAAAUGCCAAGUGUGUGAGCGUUCCUUUAACCAAAUGGAAAACCUCACUUCUCACAUGCGUGUCCACACUGGGGAGAAACCUUACAUGUGCGAGCAAUGCGGAGAGUGUUUUAACCACAACGUCAGCCUGAAGAACCACAAGCAACGGCACCACCACUUGGUUUUGAGUCAGGAGGACGAUGGAACAGGGUAAACUAGAAAACACGGAACUGAAUCCUAUAAAUGAAGGACAUUCUAGAGCAGGGGUGUCAAACUCUGGUGUAAGUAUAUUUGGCCCGCGAGAUCAUAUCAAAUGGCUAGCCGCAUGCUCCGCUAAUACUACAAAUCCCAGAAUGCCUUGCCACUGUAUUGAUGCGUAGUCACAAACAGCAAGCGCCCCUCAUUCUCUGUUGACAGUCGUUAAAAACCAUGUUACAGUCACAUCGGGCAAGUUAAUUCCACCCUCCACAAAAAUGGCCAACGGAAGAUGAACAAUAUGAGCUUUCAAGAUGCAGAUUAUCUGUUCACGAUUAUAAAGGACAGACCUGUUUGUCUUGUGUGCUAACGGAGCUAACGUGUCUGUAACGAAAGAACAUAACAUAAGAAGACACUAUGACACGAAACAUUAUGAGAAGUAU
Molecule: messenger RNA, 2427 nt
Organism: Tachysurus fulvidraco (yellow catfish)
Lineage: Eukaryota; Metazoa; Chordata; Actinopteri; Siluriformes; Bagridae
Product: zinc finger and BTB domain-containing protein 17-like
Exons: 5
Coding region: 171-2003 (610 amino acids)
Biological process (GO): regulation of transcription by RNA polymerase II
Molecular function (GO): RNA polymerase II cis-regulatory region sequence-specific DNA binding; DNA-binding transcription factor activity
Source: RefSeq, a predicted model, not a curated record